This is a messenger RNA of Oryza brachyantha (malo sina), 1206 nucleotides long. Its product is annotated as phosphate metabolism protein 8-like. The record is from RefSeq and is a predicted model, not a curated record. NCBI's taxonomy places the organism in Eukaryota, Viridiplantae, Streptophyta, Magnoliopsida, Poales, Poaceae. The transcript is spliced from 8 exons. The coding region runs from base 102 to 929 and encodes 275 amino acids.
AGAACGAUCGGUAUAAAUAGGGCAGGCCAGCUAGGGGAGAUGGCAUCAAGCCAGGGCAUUGUGCUUCCGUUUAGCAUCUAGAUUCUAGCAAACCUGUCAAGAUGGAAGCCUACACUGCUGGAGCCAAAUUUGAUUGUUUGCUAUUUGACAUGGAUGAUACUCUCUACCCACUGAGCUUAGGAAUCAACUUAGCUUGCCGCAAGAACAUAGAAGACUACAUGCUGAACAAGCUUCAGAUUGAAGAGACCCUUGUUCCCAAGAUGUGCCUAGAUUUGUACAGGGAAUAUGGAACGACAAUGGCUGGUCUGAAGGUCUUGGGUUAUGAUCUCGACUACGAUGAUUUCCACGCUUGUGUUCAUGGCGCAUUGCCAUAUGAAAAACUGAAGCCUGACCCGAUCUUGAGGCAACUGCUGCUUUCACUGCCACAGAGGAAGAUUAUCUUCACCAACUCUGACAAGGCGCAUGCCGCGACGGUUCUGAAGAAGCUUGGGCUGGAGGACUGCUUCGAAGGGAUCAUAUGCUUCGAGACUCUGAACCCGUCAUCUCCUGAAGAACACGUUGAAGAGGAAUCUGACAACACCGACGGAGGCAGCAGCAGCCCUGGUUCUGACAGCUCGGCUUCUCACCACCACAAGAGGAUCCUGUGCAAGCCGUCUCUGGAAUCCAUGGAAGCCGUCAUCGAGAUCGCAAAACUCGACGCCAACAAGACGGUGUUCUUCGAUGACAGCCCACGCAACAUCGCCGCCGGGAAAGCCGCCGGCUUCCACACCGUCAUCGUGGGGAGCUCGGCGGCGGUGGCCGGAGCGGACGUGGCGCUGGAGAGCAUCCACAACAUCAAGGAGGCGCUGCCGGAGCUGUGGGACGCCGGCGAGCACGUCCGGGCCGUCGACCUCCGGUCCGCCGCCGUGGAGGCCACCGUGCUCGCCUGAGCUGUGGCAGCCGACGUCCAUGCAUGUCACGGCAUCCAUGCACGCACGCUCCAUUUUCCUCUCUUGGGCAUCGGUGGAUGGUUUUUUCAUGCCACUUAGUACAGCUUAAUUACUGCAAAUCAAGGGAGUAAAAGGGAGACGGUGAAAAUGAUCCGAUGUGAGGUUUGCUGGUGAUUUGUGUUGUGCAGUUGUGCCUGUGAUUGAAUGGAUCUGUCCUCAUGGAGUAUUGAACUGCUGAUGUGAAUGAAUCAAUAAGAAUGGCCUCAUUUGUGAUUUC